Messenger RNA from Ziziphus jujuba (common jujube), 2667 nucleotides. RefSeq names its product cytokinin dehydrogenase 3. NCBI's taxonomy places the organism in Eukaryota, Viridiplantae, Streptophyta, Magnoliopsida, Rosales, Rhamnaceae. Gene Ontology annotation, molecular function: FAD binding; cytokinin dehydrogenase activity. The transcript has 5 exons. Gene Ontology annotation, biological process: cytokinin metabolic process. The record is from RefSeq and is a predicted model, not a curated record. The coding region runs from base 903 to 2570 and encodes 555 amino acids.
UAAGCAUGAAGCAUGGCUCUACCUGAUACUUUAAACUUUAAUACCAUUUGUUGAGACUGGGGAGUAACCCAAUCAGCAUGAAGUUUCAUGUUGAUGCGCGUGAACAAAUUCCUACUGUAGGUUGUUUCAUGUUGAUGCGUGUGAACAAAUUCCUACAGUUGGUUAUUAGGUGCACUAUCAUUACGGGAAAAUGCUGCCUUGAUAGUGUGUGUGAUGAAAGCAACGCUUAGUUUUCCUUGUACAAAAAAAUAAAUGAAUUGAGUCACCUUCUAAAUAAGUGAAUGAGUUUUUUUAUCUCCCUCUAAAUAAUUGGCAGAGAGAAGAGGAAAGUGGUAGUACGAGGCACCAAUGGGUGGAAGCAUAGCUGAAUUUGUCUUUUCUCUAUCACUUGACAUUACAAAAAUAUUAUAGUCAAACAAUGCAAAAAACGUCAACUUCUUAUAUAAUCGUUUGUUUAUGACAUAGAAAUAACACUGAAUUGCGCACUUUCGCAUUCCAAAGCAGGAUAUUAAUUGCAUGUACAAUGCCAAAAAAUUGACUUGUAGGAGGAUAUUUGUAAUCUUAGCAAUAUCUUUGUAAUCUUUGCAAGAUAUGAAUGUUAUAUUUCUAUCGUUGUCGGUCGAUUUGGAAAAUAUUUGAUUUGGAAAAAAAUUACGUAAUUCAAAGUUUAUCGUUGCGUACCUGUGAAAAAGGCAAAAACUAAGUUUGGGGAUGUACUCAAAAGUCUUGCUUAUGGCGUAUGUGUAGCAUUCUAGAGUUGGAAAAACACAAAACGACAUCCUAUUUCAAUUAAUGGCCAAACUUUUCUUGUAUAAAUAAGACCUUGUAUUUAAUUUCGAAAUAACCGACUUAAUUUCUGAUUUCCCCCAUCUUUAAUUGCUUUCUUUUUAUAUUCUCGUAGCAUGCAUGCCAUAAAUGCUUUGCUUUUUUAUCCUUACCUCUAUCUUCUUCUCUUCCUCAUAAAACUGGCAUCUUCUGCAACAAAAACAACGACACAGAUGACCCUCACAAUUCCCAUAUCUUUCAACAUGUUUUCCAUGAUCAAUAUUUUGGUCAUCUCGAUGGGACUGAUAUCCCAACCUGCCGAGACAUUAAGUUUUGAACCCCCUCAGAAUAUCUCAGACAGGUUUCGAAACGAUUCGCAGGCCAUUGAUUUAGCCUCCACAGACUAUGGGCAUAUUAUUCAAACAAAAUCAGCAGCAGUAUUCUAUCCAACGUCCAUAGAUGAUAUAAGAAGCCUAAUACUAUUUGCAAACGACAAUUCUAGCCGUAUUGGCAUAGGGGCUAGAGGGCAAGGCCAUUCUGUUCGAGGACAGUGUAUGACUGACAAUGGGGUGGUGGUGAACAUGACGAAUUUGAUGAACCAGCAGAAAACUGGGCUUGCUGGGAUUAUAAUCUCGCAAAGUCCUGCUUUGGGUUCUUACGCUGAUGUUGGAGGUGAGCAGCUUUGGAUUGAUGUGCUCACUGAGACCCUCAAACAUGGCCUUUCUCCAGUGUCAUGGACCGACUACUUGUACUUGAGCGUUGGUGGGACGCUCUCUAACGCUGGUAUUAGCGGCCAAACCUUCCGUUUCGGUCCUCAGAUCAGCAAUGUUUAUGAAUUGGAUGUUAUCACUGGAAAAGGAGAUUUUGUUACGUGUUCCACAGACAAAUCACCUGAGCUGUUUUAUGCUGUUCUUGGAGGUUUAGGCCAGUUUGGGAUAAUAACAAGAGCAAGAAUUGCCCUUCAGCCAGCCCCGAAAAGGGUUAAGUGGGUACGGAUGCUGUACAAUGAUUUCUCUGCAUUCUCACAAGAUCAAGAAAGGUUGAUCUCAAUGAAUGGAAUACAAGAAAAAGAUGGAGCAGAUUAUAUAGAAGGUUUUGUACUAAUGAGGCAGGGUCCUCUUGAUAUUUCCUUUUAUCCUUUAUCCGACCAACCCAAAAUUGUUUCCUUAGUUACUCAAUAUGGAAUAAUCUACUGCAUAGAACUAGUCAAAUAUUACGAUAACAGCACCCAGAAUAGCGUGGACAAGGAUCUUCAAGUUUUGGUGCAAGGGUUAAGAUUUGUUCAUGGAUUUCACUUUGAGAAAGAUGUAGAAUAUAUACGAUUUCUAAAUAGAGUCCAUUAUGAUGAACUGAUACUUCGUAAACAAGGAUUUUGGGAUGUUCCUCAUCCAUGGUUAAAUCUUUUUCUACCAAGAUCGCAAAUCUCCGAUUUCGAUUCUGGCAUUUUCAAAGACAUUUUCCUUAAACAAAGUAUCACUACGGGACUCAUUAUAAUUUACCCCAUGAACAAGAACAAGUGGAAUGAUAAAAUGUCAACAGCGAUACCAGAUGAAGAUAUCUUUUACACUGUAGCUUUUCUCCAUUCAAGUGGAAUUCAAGAUUGGGAAGCAUAUGACGCAGUAAAUAAACAAGUACUAGGAUUUUGUGAGAAGAAUGGCAUAGUGGUAAAGCAGUAUCUUCCCCACUAUGAAACUCAGGGGGAUUGGAUAAAUCAUUUCGGCUCAAAAUGGACAAAUUUUCAGAAGAUGAAAGCUAAUUUCGACCCCAACAAUAUACUCUCACCAGGCCAGCGAAUUUUUAGCUAGUCAUUAAUAUUUUAUGUAUCAGUGUUAUAACUACUUUCUAAAGGUUUAAUUAGAAGAUCAAUUUCUGAUGCAUUUUCUUUCUCAAGAAACUAUAGUA